Coffea eugenioides is the source of this 2009-nucleotide messenger RNA. RefSeq names its product berberine bridge enzyme-like 15. The transcript has a single exon. Lineage: Eukaryota; Viridiplantae; Streptophyta; Magnoliopsida; Gentianales; Rubiaceae. The record is from RefSeq and is a predicted model, not a curated record. The coding region runs from base 77 to 1729 and encodes 550 amino acids. Gene Ontology annotation, molecular function: FAD binding; oxidoreductase activity.
GUAUAUAUAUUCAAUCAACCUAUGACUUGCUAGCCUGCACAGAAAUUAAGGCAAAAACAAGAACUCAACCAAGGAAAUGCCAUCUUCAAUCUCACUCAUGCUCCUCCCAUUAUUCACAGUUCUGUUAUCAUCAGCUUCAUUAUCGGCUGCUGCUUUAUAUCAUUCGAUUGAGGAUGAAUUCUACCAGUGUGUAAAUCUUCAUACUGAUCUUUCCAUACCUUCUUCUGGUGCAUUUCAUACCCCAGAUAAUGCUUCCUUUGCCUCUGUUCUGGAAUCUACUGCGAUGAACCUGAGGUGUUUGGCGCCAUCUAGGCCUAAGCCUGAGCUUAUUUUCACACCAUUGACAGAAUCCCAUGUUCAAGCAGCAGUUAUUUGCGCGAAAGAGCUCAACAUUCUGCUCAGAGUCCGCAGUGGAGGCCAUGAUUAUGAAGGCGUUUCUUAUACUUCUGCGACAAAGUCCCCGUUUAUGAUGAUUGACCUUGCCAAACUUCGAUCCAUCAACAUUAGUAUGGAGGAAAACAGCGCCUGGGUCCAAGUAGGCGCGACAAUUGGCGAAGUUUAUUAUAGAAUUUCGCAGAAAAGCAGAACCCGUGGUUUCCCAGCUGGUCUUUGUACAAGCUUGGGAAUUGGCGGUCACAUAACAGGAGGGGCAUAUGGUCCGAUGAUGCGAAAAUACGGGCUUGGAGCAGAUAAUGUGGUGGAUGCUCGAAUAGUUGAUGCAACAGGGAGGAUUCUUGAUCGUGCAUCCAUGGGAGAGGAUCUUUUCUGGGCAAUUCGAGGAGGCGGAGGAGGAAGCUUCGGAAUCCUCCUUGCUUGGAAACUAAAGUUGGUUCCGGUACCGGCAACUGUGACAGUUUUUACUGUUCCAAGAACUUUGGAACAAGGAGCAACUAAACUUCUAUACAGGUGGCAACAAGUUGCUGACACUCUUGAUGAAGAUCUCUUCAUCAGAGUUCUCAUAAGUGCUGCGAAUUCAACUGGUCAGAAAGGAAAGAAGACAAUACAAACUGCCUACCAGGCUUUGUUUCUUGGAAGGGCAGACAGACUGCUAAAAGUCAUGAAGAAAGGCUUUCCUGAGUUGGGAUUAACACAAAAAGAUUGUCUUGAAAUGAGCUGGAUUGAAUCAGUUCUUUACGUUGCCGGCUACCCAGGAACUAUAAAGCCAGAAUUUUUGCUUCAGGGGAAGCCACUCUCUGACAAGACUUACUUCAAAGCCAAGUCAGACUUUGUGAAAGAGCCCAUCCCAGAAUAUGCAAUGGAAGGAAUAUGGAAAAUGUUUCUGCAAGAAGAUUCUCCGUUCUCAAUUUGGAAUGCUUAUGGUGGAAUGAUGGGAAAAAUUCCAGAAUCUGCAACUCCUUUUCCUCACAGAAAAGGGAGAAAAUUUAUGAUCCAGUGGCUGACAUCAUGGCAAAGUGGAGACAAGAAAACUACAAAUAAACACAUUGGUUGGAUCAGAAAAUUAUAUGACUUCGUAGCUCCUUAUGUUUCUAAGUGCCCCAGAGAAGCUUAUGUGAAUUACAGGGAUCUUGAUUUGGGAGUGGAUAAGUUCAAUGGUAAGACAAGUUAUCUGAAAGCAAGUGUUUGGGGCAGUCAAUACUUUAAAGACAACUUCAAAAGACUCGUACAGGUGAAGACAAAAGUUGAUCCUGAUAAUUUCUUCAGUCACGAACAGAGCAUUCCAACGCUUCAUUCCUUCUCUGAAGGAGAUGAGAAGAAGAUGAUAAACUGAACCAUGGCUACAUUUGAUUACUAGAACAAGAAAGGAGAUGACUUUGACAACGAAGAUCUGAUGAACUUUUCUUUUUUAUUCUGUUUCCUUGUUUUCUGUUUUUCAUUGUUUCAAAACUUCCGAGUUCCAGUACCCGACAGACAACACGAUGCAUUGCAUCUUGAGUAUUCUCAUUUACUUUCUCAGGGCAUAGGAGUAUUGAAUGCUUUCCUGUUUUUCUCUUUAAGAAUAUCUAAAAUCAAAUUGCAAUUCAUCUUCCUAUUCUGCUGGAUGGCUUCAA